CCGGAUUUCCUCCACUCUCCUAGACUCCGCCCCACAAAAACAGAUUCGCUCUCAGCUUUAUAAAAUAUCGGCCCGGCAGAAUGUGCAGACCCAGAUCUCUCAUUAACAUUGUUGCCUUCCAAGCUUUAUAAAAGCCCUCAUCGUCCCCUCUACUCCAUUCUGUCAUUUGUUGUUUCUAGUUUCUUGGUUCUUCUAUUCUGUACUGCUCUCUCCCUCUCUCUAUUGCCUUCCUCUUCCUUGUCUGUUUCCGAUUCUGGACACACAAUUUUCAAGUCUGUAUUUAAUCAUAGACGUAUUCUCCGUACAUACAUAAUCCUACAUUUAUAGGCUAAAAAUACACAAUGGGGAGGAAGGAAACAAAAGGGAGGACCUCUAGAAUCGGCAGCUAUGCGAUUGCUUCUUCAAUCUCUGACCCCAAUUCAGUUUCUUGCACAACCUUCAAUAUCCUUGCCCCCAUUUACAAAAGAAUCGCUCACGAGGAACCGAGCAUUAGAGAAAGCCAUUUCAGGGAGUUUUGGCUGGAUAGGAACCAGAGGAUUUUGGAUUGUUUAUUGUUAGAAAGAUCUUCCAUCAUUUGUCUUCAGGAAUUUUGGGUUGGGAAUGAAGAGCUUGUUGAUCUGUAUAACAAGAGACUAGGAGAUGCUGGCUAUCUUAUUUUUAAGCUUGGCCGAACUAACGGCCGUGGUGAUGGUCUGCUGACUGCUGUUCACAAGGAUUACUUUACAGUAAUAAGCCAUCAAGAGUUGCAUUUCAAUGAUUUUGGAGACCGAGUUGCACAGUUGUUACAUGUUGAGCUAGUUUUACCCCCCUCAGCAUGCCAGAAUAAUAAUGUUAAACAAGAGAUUCUUAUAGUUAACACACACUUGCUUUUCCCGCACGAUUCAAGUCUUUGCUUGGAACGAUUGCGUCAGGUGUAUAAAAUACUGCAAUAUGUGGAAUCAUAUAAAAAAGAAAAUAAGCUUAACCCUUUACCGAUCAUACUCUGUGGGGAUUGGAAUGGAAGCAAAAGAGGACAUGUUUACAAGUUCUUGAGGUCUCAGGGAUUUGUAUCAUCAUAUGAUACUGCACAUCAGUACACCGAUGCAGAUGCACAUAAGUGGGUGAGCCAUCGUAAUCAUCGAGGGAACAUCUGUGGAGUAGAUUUUAUAUGGCUCCUUAAUCCUACCAAAUACAGAAAGUUGCUAAAAACAAGUUGGAGUCAGGCCAUCUUUGGGAUGUUUAAGUAUCAACUUCGCCGAGCCUCUUUGUCAGAGGAGAAUGCAUUUGCCUUUUUGAAGGCUGAUAGAGAUGAAGAUUGCAUUACAUAUUCAGAUUUCUAUGAAGCAUUGCGGCAGCUUAAUUUAAUUGGCCAUCGUAACGGACUAAGUAUUCAGGAGAUUAGUGAUUUGUGGGUGGAAACAGAUAUUGAUGGAAAUGGUGUUGUUGAUUACAAAGAAUUCAAGCAACGCAUAUGGAACCCGACAUGGUCAGAACAAAGAGACGUAGCCUGCAACGACUCUUGGGAUGACAGUGAAAACGCCAGUGAGGAAACAAUUGGUUUUAGCAUCCAGAAUGCAGUUAUUUUCCCAAAGGAAGCAGAGAAGGGAAUAUGGCCCGAAAACUACUCUCUCUCUGAUCAUGCCAAGCUAACUGUUGUAUUUUCACCCGUAAGAAUGUGUGAUCUUAGUCGUCCAGCAAACCGCUGAAAUGCUGUAGUUUAGAAUUAGUUUCAAGUGGAAACGGUCUUGUCGGAUUAUAGUUAGAUCACACAGCCUACUUCCUGUGAUCCAUGGCUUCUCUGUUAGAAGACACGUGCGGGAGGUUACGUAGGGAGAAGACCUGAUUGGGAAAUGAUUGCUUUCAUCAAAUAUCAUCCCAGUUGAUAUGGUUGCAGAUAAAUUUUAUUGCCUUUUCUAUUAGACUAUUACCAUAUGUUGGUUAUUAGUCAAUUAAGGUCACACCUUUUAUGUAAAAAGGUUUGGUGUAAAUAAUAUUUGCUGGAUCUUUAAUUUGUAGAAGAAAUGGCCUCUUGCGGCUCAUUCAUCUACUCGAGUUGAUCACGGACUGAUUAUCUAGUUGGUCUGAUUCUGAGAAGGCCAUUGUUUAUGCCUUCCAUCGCAAUUAAUAAAUUACUACGUAACUAGUGUAACACCCGGGGCAUGCCCCGGUAGUGUCACUUUGAUAAGUAUUAAAAUGAAGAACAUCAAUAGAGGUUAAUAAUAUUCACUCAAUGGUGUAAAUGUGAUGGUAUAAUGUUAAUAAAGAAGAAUAUAUGUGCUAAUAUAUUUUUUAAUAUAUGAGAAUUGCCGAUUCAAAAUCAUUAAUGUGUACGUAUACGAUUUAUAGUGGUUUGGAAAGUAAAUGCAAAUAUGAAUUUGUUUAGUAUUAUAGAUUAUUCAUAAGCAUUAAAUUAAAUUUAAUCUUUUU
Messenger RNA from Cuscuta europaea, 2406 nucleotides. Lineage: Eukaryota; Viridiplantae; Streptophyta; Magnoliopsida; Solanales; Convolvulaceae. The record is from the annotation of a GenBank genome assembly.